Messenger RNA from Cariama cristata (Red-legged seriema), 2085 nucleotides. RefSeq names its product chromosome unknown open reading frame, human C12orf40 (gene REDIC1). Lineage: Eukaryota; Metazoa; Chordata; Aves; Cariamiformes; Cariamidae. Bases 1 to 2085 code for a protein of 694 amino acids. The transcript is spliced from 13 exons. The record is from RefSeq and is a predicted model, not a curated record.
AUGAACUGGGUCGGCGGCAGCCGGAGCAGGAUCAUAUUAAAGCAGGAAAGGAGAAAGCAAAAGGAAUUCUUUGAAAAGAAGAAACUUAAAUCAAAGAUGAAGCUUCUGGGAGUAUCAUCUCCUAAAAGCUCAGCAGUCAGUUUAGAUCUCCUCAAUCUAUAUGUUGUUAACCAGAUAUCAACCAAAAAAGACAACACUGAGAAGAUGAGGAAGCCAGUCCACGUUGAUAUCACUGAAGAUGUAAAAAUACCUGUUAGGAGGCACAACAUAGAGCUUCCCAUGUCACCACUACGUACACAACGUACAUCAAAUUUAGAUGACAUCCAGAACAGGUUACAAAAGCAAGUAUUGGACAGCAGAAGGCAGCAUCUCUCAGAGAAAGUAAAAUGCCAGCAUAGUUUAUCACAAGUAACAGAAUUAACAUAUGCUGACUCUAGUAUGGAACAUGAAGACAACAUAGCAAGAGCUUUUAGUGCCUGUCCAUUGUCCUCUUCUGUUUUUUGGUCCUCUAACUGUACACAACUUCCAGAAGAAAAUUUCAACACAAAUCCAAUGAGCAACACUUGGGAACAGACCUAUGAAGAGAAGCUGCAAAACCAGCUAGGAAAUAGUUCUGAUCGAGACUCUUGGAUUACAAAACCUCCAAGCCAGUGUAUUUUCAGGAAGUCUGAUACAAUACCUCAGGAACUGCUUAAGCCAUUGCAUCGGCUAGACUAUAUGAAUUCUGCCAGGAAGAAUCCAGUGACAAUGACCAGUAAUGAAUCAGAAAACAGUGAAGGAAUAAAAGAACCAUUGUUUGAUGUUGUGAAAGAAACUGUAGAACUGAAAGCUCCCCAAGAUGGAAGUGAUUGUUCGUUUCUGGGACUGUUUGAAGAUGAGAGCAAACCAAUCUAUAACAAUCCUUCCACAAAGCAUUUUAAUCCUUUUGUUAACCAAAGCGGUACUGCCAUUUUUUUCAUUGAUCCUGAUGACAGAAAUCAAAUGACCAACAGCAAUUAUCCUUAUGAUACUACAGAGGCUUAUCCUGCAAUCAAUGCAAAAAAAAAUUCUGUAGACAGACACCUUGAAGGCAUUUUCACAGCUCCAGAACACGUUUUACUUAAAAGUAACAAUGCCUCAAAUGCAAGCUACAUGAAAACCAGUGGACUUCAUAAAACCUGCCUGCAGGACUAUCAUGAGGGACAGCACUACUUCAUACCCUCUGAAAAGAAAGAAAAACCUGCAAACCUUGAAAAAAUUGAGACAUUUGCUUAUCGCCAUGAUCAGCGGAUUAACAUAAAGGAGAAUGUGCAGAACUAUUCAAGAAGAAGAAGUGACGACAGGUCUGUGAAAGAAUCAGCCUGGAGACAGAACCAGCUCUUUGGAUUUGAAGAGACUAUAUGCUGUCAUCCCACAUGUGGACAGAAUGUGGAGUCAUCACUCAGCAGCCAAUCUCCCAGUUACUCUCCGAGGCAGAGAGAGAGUUGUUUCAGCUCUAGCCCUGACACAUCUGAAGAGGAAGAUACAGCCAAAAAGAAGGAAUAUCUGAAGGAACAGUCCUUGAAGACAGAUGAUGCCAACUUAGUCUCAGCCUCAGCAAGCACAGAGCCCCCCAAGACCUCCCGUACCAGAACGGUGCCUCUCCAGCCCAGCAGUAUUUUGAUUAGAGAAGAAGCAAAGCAUCUUCAGGAGAAAGACUCGAUUUUAUGUGCCACAGAGGAGGAGAAUAAAAACCACACUGCCUGGUCUGAGGGCAGCUCAUUACACCAAACCCUUAAAAGGGAGCAUGUCACUUGCAGUACCAGGCGUGAUGUUUGGUCGCAGACUGAGCGCUCCGUUACAGAAGCCGAGAAAGUGGAUGUUGCCACCCAGUGUGGCACCAUGCAGGUGUGCAGCUGUGGGAGCUCCCUCCCCGCUGCCCGCAGCCCAGGCACCGCUGGAGGGCACAAAAUGCCCACACAUGAGGUGCUGCAGCCUGCGGGCACAGGCAGGGCGGCAGGAAUAGCGGCGUUUUCUUCUGAAGCCGAGUAUCUGAGUUUGGCUGGCAGAAGGACUCUAGAAGUGCUGAACUACAUUGAUAUAAUGAAGGAUAGAGAUAAGCAGUGA